CUUGUCCUGACACAACACGGGUCAAAACAAAGAGUAAUCUGAUGGCGUCUGAAGACAUUGCGGAGUUAACGGAUGCCCUGGCCAAGACCCAUGUCGGGGAUGAGGAGCUGAGUUACAAGGGUCGAGGGCUGAAGCUGGACAGUGCACAAUCCGUGGAAGGGAUUGUUCGGGAACUUGAAGAGUUCCAGGGUCUGCGGGCCCUCAGACUGGAGGGAAACACUCUUGGGGUGGAGGCAGCUCGGGCAAUUGCAAAGGCUCUGGAAGGCAAACGUGAACUGCAGCGAUGUAACUGGAGCGACAUGUUUACGGGUCGACUUCGCUCAGAAAUCCCUCCUGCUCUGAGGUUGCUGGGUGAUGCGCUGAUUACAUCAGGGGCCAGGCUGACUGAAUUGGACUUGAGUGACAAUGCCUUUGGGCCUGAUGGAGUGCAGGGCAUUGAGACGCUGCUCAGAAGCCCCACGUGCCACACCCUGCAGGCACUCAGGCUGAAUAACUGUGGCAUGGGCAGUGGAGGCGGCGUUAUCUUGGCUUCAGCAUUAACCGAGUGCUAUAAACAGUCCAGUGCUGCUGGUGCCCCCCUGAGGUUAAAGGUGUUCAUAGCAGGACGAAAUCGAUUAGAGAACGACGGUGCUGCAGCCCUUGCUCGAGCAUUUCAGUUGAUUGGCAGUCUGGAGGAAGUACACAUGCCCCAGAAUGGGAUCAAUCAUCCUGGAAUUGUUGCUCUGGCCUCUGCCAUGCAGCGGAACCCAAACCUGCGCAUCCUCAACCUCAACGACAACACCUUCACCAAGAGAGGAGCAGUCGCCAUGGCCCAGGCCCUCAGGCACCUCCAGAAGGUCCAGGUUGUAAAUUUUGGGGACUGUCUGGUGCGCUCUGAGGGAGCUGUCGCCAUGGCAGCAGCCCUGAGGGAAGGACUGCCUGUUCUCAAGGAGCUGAAUCUGUCAUUUGGGGAAAUUUCAGAAGCUGCGGCUUUGGUGGUGGCCCAGGCCGUCAAAAACAAAGCCCAACUGGAGAAGCUGGACCUCAAUGGGAAUUGCCUGGGAGAUGACGGUUGUGAGGCUCUCAGAGAGGCCAUGGAAAAGAUGAAUAUAGCUGAUCUGCUGGGCUCCCUCAGUGAUGAUGAAGGGGAACCAGAUGAUGAUGAUGAUGAUGGAGAUGAUGACGACGAUGAUGAUGAUGAAGAAGAGGAAGAUGAUGAAGAUAAGGAUAAGCAGGAAGACGCAGAGCAGAGUGCACUUAGCCACGGAGAUGUCGACAGCAUGGGAAAGGUGAGUUCAUCCACCUGUACUGGGGAACUCCAAUCUUUCCUCUGUAAGCCUACGCCAGAGACUCUGCUCAACUUGGGAGCUGAGAAAGACAAGAUUAUUGAGCAGCAGGUUGAUUUUACAGAUGCUGAAAAGAUCGCAGAUACAUUCCUCAAGAUCUCUUCGGUGUACAAGGAGGAACCGGCAGUGAAACAAGCGGUUCUGGAAAGUAUUGACGUGCUGUUGAAGAAAGCAUUUUCCAAAUCUAUUUUUCAUGCCUACAGUUUCGUCUCCUCAUUACUGGUGAAUCUGGGAUUGUUAAAGGGAGAAGACAAAAAGAAUACCAUUGUGCCUGUGCUUCCUGGUCACUUGCUGGCUCUGGAACAUUCUGUCAGGCAGAGCUAUUUUCCUCAGGAUCUCACCGGUGUGCUGGAGGCCUUUGUAUCUCGGAAUGGGAGAGUCUUAGAGUCUUGCUCCAGUGCCAGAGAUGUCCUGAAGACCACUUUGGAUGAAAGAAUAGCUGCCUAGUGCCCCUGCCCCCUCUCUUUCCACUAUCUGUGACAAA
This is a messenger RNA of Chanos chanos (milkfish), 1809 nucleotides long. RefSeq names its product Ran GTPase activating protein 1b (gene rangap1b). Gene Ontology annotation, cellular component: nucleus; perinuclear region of cytoplasm; cytosol. NCBI's taxonomy places the organism in Eukaryota, Metazoa, Chordata, Actinopteri, Gonorynchiformes, Chanidae. The record is from RefSeq and is a predicted model, not a curated record. Gene Ontology annotation, biological process: signal transduction; nucleocytoplasmic transport; activation of GTPase activity. The transcript has 16 exons. Bases 42 to 1772 code for a protein of 576 amino acids. Gene Ontology annotation, molecular function: GTPase activator activity; small GTPase binding.